UCCGCCGCGCGCGCGGAACGGGACACGGACCGGAGCUCUGAGUGAGGAAACGCAGGUAAAACGGAAUCUAAGCUUUUUUCCCCCUUUUCCUUUCAAAAAAAAUGUUUUAACAGAGGGGAGGAAAGGACCCACCCCCCUCACCACCCACACACCCCUCCUUUCACCGCUACCACCUUUUUUUUUAGUUUUAGUUUUGCCUCCUCCUCGGACCUCUGCACUCUUCUGGAGACGCCAAGUUUCUCGCGCACAAAAGAAGAGGGAUGCUGCGCGUCGCCGAGCCGCACUUGCACUCAGAGGGGACCUAAAAGUGGACCGGAGCGGAUUGUACACACUUCAUCUGAUGCAAGCGCACCAAACGGACACUUUUUAUUGACGCGCUCCAUAAAAUGAUCUCCAUCGGCGGCCAGAUAACAUGCCGCGUCUCGUCUGAUGUUUGACACAUUCACGGAACCACCCGAGAUACUGGAGGAGGAGGACAUUGGAAAGUCAGAGAAUCCACUCCGAGCCGCGCCGGCAUCCUUUUUUUCUUCUUCUUUUUUUUUUUUUAACUGGAGUCCGAACCAACAGAUCGCCGUCCAGAUGCAGUUUCGACUCUUCUCAUUUGCCCUGAUCGUAUUGAACUGUAUGGAGUACAGCAACUGUCAGGCGCCGUCGCACCGCGGGAGGAGGAACAAACGAGCGAGCUAUGGAACGUACCCCAUCUGUAAAGGCUGCUCGGUGUGCUCCAGGGACAACGGCUGUGUGAACUGCCAGCCGAAGCUCUUCCUGUUUUUGCGGAGGGAGAGGAUGAGGCAGUACGGGGAGUGUCUUCACGACUGCCCGGCCGGAUACUACGGCAUGCGCAGCCCCGACCUCAACAUGUGCUCCAGGUGCAGGAUAGACAACUGCGAGUCCUGCUUCAGCAAAGACUUCUGCACCAAGUGCAAGUCGGGCUUUUACCUCCACAAAGGGCGCUGCUUUGAGAAGUGCCCCGAGGGCUUUGCCCCGCUGGAGGACACCAUGGAGUGUGGAGAGGGCUGCGAGGUGGGCCAGUGGAGCGAAUGGGGAGCCUGCACCAGGAGAAACAAAACCUGUGGCUACAAGUGGGGUCUGGAGACCCGGACGCGGCACAUUGUAAAGAAACCGCCCAAGGACACAAUACCCUGUCCCACCAUCGCCGAGUCCAGGAUGUGCAAAAUGGCCAUGAGGCACUGCAGGAGAGGUGGCUCAGGGAAGCAGCGAUCCAAAGAACCAAAGAAGAAGAACAAGCAGCGGCUGCGGUUUCGGGCCCAGAACCAGCACAGCGACCACUUGGCCUCCGCGCGCUCCGGCCAGUGACGACCGAAACCCGCGGACUUCCCAUUGAACGAAGAAGCAACGCAAAGCUGCUAGCCGCUGCACCCGUAUUCUGACCCGACGACUAUCACAACCCCCCCCCCCUCCAUCCCCCAACACCCCCACCCUUGCCCACCAGGGCCCAACCACGACUCACAAGCCCGUUGCAACAACAAGAAAAACACACGUCUCACGUACGCCAGUAGCAUCGACACACUAAACACACGCUUCACGCCUCCCCGCUGCUUCUCCCCCGCUGCAGUGACCGGCCAGGUGACUCUGUUCUCUCGGCCCCGCCCCUCGCCUCGCCUCGUGGACCUUUGCAGUUGACAUUACUGGACUCAUUUCCUGUCAUUAACAAUGUCAUUAACCGUGCAGGGUGAUGGAAGACGGAGGGGGCAAACCGGAGACUGUGGAGGCGGGAGAGCCGGAUAGAAGGGAGGUGGAUGGGAGAGGUAGGGAGGUAGUUGGCAAGCUACACAGCUUUCAGAAGGGGUGGGGGGCGGCGGUGGAGGAAAGAACGAGGACGAAGAGACAAGAAGAUUCGGCUGAAGCAAAUGAUGCCGAUGGACAAGAAAAUGGCAUCUUGAACUGAGAGAGACUGUUUUUUUGUUCCUAUAUAUUUAUGUCAAAACUACCCUCACCUUCCCCUCUAAACGGAGACGGAGCGUUCCCAUGUGUGGCCUUUAUGUUAUGUACAUUUUUGAAAGUAAUAUGAAAAGAAAUUUCCAUGCAUAGUUGCAAAGUAUUUUAUUCUCAGCACACUGUUUACUGUUUACGUUCAGACCGCUUUAUGCUCUAACUGUAUAGUGUGGAUGAAUAAAGAAAAGAAAUGUAGUUGUUCGACUAGCAUGGCAUUUCAUGUGUACAUAGUUUAUCUAAUUAUGAAAGCUUAUUACUGUAUUUUCAGUAUUGACUUGUUCACCGUUUUAAAUGUUUUAGAGAUAAAAAGGUUGUAAUACCGAGCUACAGAUUAAAAUUAUUAAAAAUAAAUAAUAAACAUAGCCGCCACAUAGCUAUUUCAUUUAUAUGGUAUAUAUUUGAUUUAUUUAUUAAUUCUAUUUUGUAUUUUUUUUGUUCAGUGAGAACUUUUGCCUCAUGCUGUUACUCUUAUAUGCUGAAAUAUUCUUUGAGUUCCUUAUAACAGUGCAUAUCUUUAACACGUGGAAAAGGUUUUUGUCUGACGUCACGCAAAGUGUUGUAUUGCAUUCAUUUGACCUCAUCUACUGAUUUCAAUGUUUUAAAGUAAGAAGAAAAAAAGAUAAAAACUAUGCUUUGACAUAUUCUAGGUUUAACGAUUAGGAUCCAGCAAAUGUAUGGUCAUAGGACUGCAUAUGUGUACAUUGUGUUUUAUUAAAAUACAUUUCAUGUGACUGUA
Messenger RNA from Pseudoliparis swirei, 2692 nucleotides. It is a transcript of the gene rspo2, whose product is annotated as R-spondin 2. Bases 430 to 1317 code for a protein of 295 amino acids. The transcript is spliced from 6 exons. NCBI's taxonomy places the organism in Eukaryota, Metazoa, Chordata, Actinopteri, Perciformes, Liparidae. The record is from RefSeq and is a predicted model, not a curated record.